AUGGGCGGAGAAACCAUCGAGACCGCGAAGCCUAAAAGCACUUAUCCGAAGCUCUCGGACCAUCCAGUUGGACAAUGGAUUCCAAAUAUCUACAAGGAGCGUAUUUCUCAGUUCUAUGGUGGGGGGCAGUAUGAGGGCAACAACCUGCGAGCAAUGAUGGACGAGGGCGUUGCGUCCGGAACGCCGCAUGUGAAGCUCUCUGUCUGGGAUGCUCCUGACCUCACUCGACCGACUUUCAAAGAUGCCACUAGCCACACUUUCAAGAAGACAUCGGUUGGGGAAUGGUUCGGUCCAUCUUGGUCAACCCAUUGGUUCAAGGUGCAGCUCACUGUGCCAGCUAAGCUUUGCAAGAAAGAGCUACUUGAACUACAUUGGGAUGCAAACAAUGAGGGUAUGGUGUGGACAGAGGACGGCAAGCCGCUCCAGGGAUUGACCGGAGGCGGAGAACGAAUAGAAUGGAUCCUUCCCGACAAGUUCAGAGAUGGAAAGGAGCACACCAUCUACAUCGAAAUGGCCUGCAAUGGCAUGUUUGGAAAUGCUCCUGGUGGAGACUCAAUUCAACCUCCGGAUCCCAACAAGUACUUCCAGCUCAGCAAAGCUGAUAUUGUGGCUGUCAAUAGUGAGGCUCGUCAAUUGUGGAUUGAUAUCUGGAUCAUUGGAGAUGCUGCAAGAGAGUUUCCAGCCGAUUCAUGGGAGCAACAUAAAGCCUUAAAGGUUGCUACUGCCAUCAUCGAUGCCUUUGAGCUGGGCAACCAAGAUUCUAUCAUUAAAGGCCGCAAAAUUGCACAAGAGUACCUCGGUAAGAAUGUCAGCUCAUCAAAGGUUUACAAUACGGGGACUCAACCAAUUGUCUAUGGUAUUGGUCACUGCCAUAUUGAUACUUGUUGGCUCUGGCCGUGGGCAGAGACCAAGAGAAAAGUAGCCAGAUCAUGGUCAAACCAAUGUGACUUGAUGGACCGCUAUCCAGAACAUAGGUUCAGUGUAUCGCAAGCUCAACAGUACAAAUGGCUCAAGCAGUACUAUCCUUAUGUGUUUGACCGUGUCAAGGAGAAGGUUAAGAAAGGCCGCUUUCAACCUGUUGGAGGAAGUUGGGUCGAGCAUGACACAAACAUGCCGAGUGGUGAAUCGCUUGUCCGCCAGUUCGUUUACGGCCAGAGAUUCUUUGAAAGCAACUUCGGAGAGAGAUGCCGUACCUUCUGGCUACCUGAUACAUUUGGAUACUCCAGUCAACUUCCACAGCUAUGCAGAUUGGCCGGCAUGACUCGAUUCUUUACCCAAAAGCUAAGCUGGAACAAUAUCAACAAGUUUCCUCACACAACAUUCAACUGGGUUUCUCUUGAUGGUAGUCAGGUCAUUUGCCACAUGGCUCCAUCUGAGACCUAUACUGCAGAGGCAAACUUCGGAGAUGUGAAGAGAUCUGUAACUCAACACAAAUCUAUGGAUCAGGAUGAGACCUCACUUCUUGUGUUUGGGAAGGGUGACGGAGGUGGUGGGCCCACUUGGCAGCACUUGGAGAAGCUUCGAAGAUGUCGAGGAAUGAGCGACACCGUUGGAAUGCUUCCCAGAGUUCACAUGGGUGAUUCCGUUGAAGACUUUUUCGACCGCCUUGAGAAGAAGGUUGAAGGCGGUCUGGACUUUGUGACUUGGUACGGUGAGCUAUACUUUGAGUUACAUAGAGGUACCUACACGACUCAAGCAAACAACAAGCGGAACAACCGCAAAUCGGAGAUAAUGCUCCGCAAUGUUGAGUUGCUAGCGACUCUUGCAAGCAUCAAAUCUGGAUAUAAAUAUCCCAAGGAAAAGAUCGAUGACAUGUGGGAAGCUGUUCUGCUGUGUCAGUUCCACGACUGUCUACCUGGUAGUUCUAUCGAGAUGUGUUAUGAUGACAGUGAUGAGCUCUACGCGAAAGUAUUCGAGACUGGUGAGAAGAUUCUGAAAGAGCUGGAAGAGCUUCUCGGCGUUCAAGAAGCCGAAAUUGUUAAGUCCGCUGAAAAUUUGGUUGCACUGAAUACCAUGCCCUGGCAUCGCCGAGAAAUUAUCUCGAUCGGUGAUGGUAAAGCAGGUGUAGCAUGCGGCGAUGGGCAAUUGCUGAACAUUAAGACCUUUAAGAUCGCUGAGACUCCUGAGGUUUCCGUAGAGGAAAUCAAGAGUGGCGUCUUUGUUUUGCAAAAUGACCAGCUUCGCGUGCAGGUCGAUGGUGGCUGCAUUACAUCGCUCUACGAUCGCAAAGCAGAGCGAGAAGUAAUUGCCAAGGGAAAGAAAGCCAACCAGCUGGUGAUUUUUGACGACAAGCCUCUUUACUGGCAAGCUUGGGAUGUCGAAGUUUACCACUUGGACUCGCGCAAGGAGUUAACGUCUGGUGUUACUAAGAUUGUUCAGCAAGAUGCUCACCAAGUCAGUGUCAUGACUGAGACCAAGAUCAGCGACAAGAGUUGGGCAAAGACCUAUAUCACUUUGUCCGCAGCUUUCAAGGGCCAGCAGUCUUAUGUUGAGAUGCACAGCGAGGUAGAGUGGCGAGAGGAUAUGAAGUUCUUGAAGGUGGAAUUCCCAGUCGAUGUCAGAAACACUGAGGCUUCAUACGAGACUCAAUAUGGUAUUGUGCGACGACCAACUCAUUACAACACUACCUGGGACAUGGCCAAAUUUGAGGUCUGCUGCCACAAGUAUGCAGAUCUUUCCGAGCACGGCUAUGGCGUAUCCAUUUUGAACGAUAGUAAAUAUGGUUUCGCCACCUGCGGAAACUUGAUGCGCCUUUCACUCCUCCGUGCUCCCAAAGCACCCGAUGCACAUGCUGAUAUGGGUCGUCACCACAUCCGCUGGGCUAUUUUGCCUCAUCAAGGUGAUCUUGGCUCCACCACUGUCCGAACUGCGUACAACUUCAACAACCCACUGAAACUUGCACAAUCUUCCAAGAGUCUUGAAGCUUCGGCAUUCAGCAGUCCCAUCAAGCUCACAGGUAACCAAUCCCUGAUUCUGGACUGUGUAAAGAGAGGUGAGGACGACGAAGAUGUUAGCAGAGGGGAAUUGGCCAAACGCAAGGGCAAGAGUGUAAUCUUGCGUAUCUAUGACAGUUUGGGGGGAACAAGUAAGGGCACGAUCGAGACAUCUUUGGAUGUGAAGAAAGUCUGGAAAACCAACAUCUUGGAGGAUGACGAGGAGGAAGUCAAGGUCGAGAAGGGCAAGAUAGAGAUUACUCUCAGGCCUUUCGAGGUUGCAACAUUCAGAUUGCAAUUGUAG
This is a messenger RNA of Cadophora gregata, 3237 nucleotides long. It is a transcript of the gene AMS1, whose product is annotated as Glycoside hydrolase, 38 vacuolar alpha mannosidase. The transcript is spliced from 4 exons. Gene Ontology annotation, biological process: mannose metabolic process; oligosaccharide catabolic process. Bases 1 to 3237 code for a protein of 1078 amino acids. Lineage: Eukaryota; Fungi; Ascomycota; Leotiomycetes; Helotiales; Ploettnerulaceae. Gene Ontology annotation, cellular component: fungal-type vacuole membrane. Gene Ontology annotation, molecular function: carbohydrate binding; alpha-mannosidase activity. The record is from RefSeq and is a predicted model, not a curated record.